CAUUGACCUUUAUUAUUGAGUUCGCGUUGGAUUUUUGAACGGAGCAGUGUUGACUGUACAUCAGACAAAAAUGGCGGCUCGUUGUAUUUGCUAGCAUUGUGAUAUUUCGCAUAAUUUUCUCGAAAUAAUCGUGUUUUUAUGUGAACAUGUGAAAAGUAUGAAUUAAACUUUGUAGUUUAGUGUUCAGCGCGUAUUUAUUAAGAUGUGUCGGACAGAAUUGUGCCGUUUUGGGAUAGGGAACUGGAUUUUUUUAUUGGCCUGCCUGCAUUUGUUUACCCAAACCCAAGGUGGAGAGAAAGAGGAAGCGGUGGUGCGUCUGACAGCGGAGCCGGCCGAUUGCGUCGUAGCAGCGGGUGAACGCGCCGUGCUCAGCUGCGCCGCCGCCUCGCCCGCUCGUGUCUCCUGGCGGUAUAGCGCCCAGCACGCGCCCACACGCGACCACUCCCUGCCCCACACCGACACAUAUAGAAAACAGGCUGCGAACGGAUCUCUCGUGCUGGAGAGCAUGUCGGCGGCACUGGCGGGACAGUACCAGUGCGUGGCCGCACUCGAAGGGGUCGGCGUCGUCGUGUCACGGGUCGCUACAGUGCACCUCGCCGAAGUGCCGGAGCUGGCGGAGGUGGGAGGCGUGGUGGCCACGGUGGAGGGCGGCGUGGCGCUGCUGUCGUGCGGGCUGCGGCCGCCUCCUCGUCUCGCUCUGCGCGUGCUGCCGCCGCCCGGGGCUCCCGCCGCCGCCGACCGCCGAGUCUACGGAGCCGCCCGUCUGCACGCGCAUCCGCCGCUGCUCAAGCUCAACGUGACGUGGCUGAAGAACGGCGUGCCGGUGCGCAUGGAGGCGGCGCGCGUGUCUCUGACGCCGAGCGGAGCGCUCGAGAUCGACCCCGUGAAGCCGCACGACGCCGCGCGGUAUCGAUGUCGCGUCUCGUUGCAGUCGCCGCGCGACGCCCUCGCUCGCACGGGCAGCGAGAUCGAGCUGCGGGUGAACACGGAGAUCGCUAAUCUGGAGGCGGCGCCGCGCUUCAUCGCCACGCCGCAACCUGUCACCGUGAUGGAAGGUGCGUCGGUGACGUUGGAGUGUGCGGCGGUGGGCAACCCGAAGCCCCAAGUUACGUGGCUCAGCAAUGGCGUCGCCAUCGAUCUCAACGACCUGGAUUCGAGGCUAUACUUGGUGGGGGCUGGAUCUCUGCGGGUGCAGUCGGCGAGGGUGCCGGAUGCCGGCGUUUACACCUGCCGAGCCACCAACCGCCUGGACUCCGCCGACCACUCCACCCAUCUAUACGUUUUGAGCAUGCCACGCGUGAUGCUGUCCGAAGGUGGCGUGGUGCGGGCGCGACGGCGAGGCGACUCCCGUCUGGGUUGUGAGGUCAAAGGUCGGCCGCCGCCCCGCGUCACUUGGCUCAAGGACGGGGAGCCCCUCUCGCCGCACAACCACGACAUCGCCCUCGUCGACGGGUCGUCGCUGCGCAUCCAGGGCGUGUUGCCGGUGGACGCGGGCAUGUUCCAGUGCUUCGCGACUUCGUCCGCCGGAUCCGCCACUGCCGCCCUGCGCCUAGUGGUGCUGCCGGCGCAUCACGUCCCCGAUCCCCCGACCGGCCUCGAGGACCUCCAGAGCGUGGAGGAGGACCCGGAGCUGGAGCUGGGCGAGACUUCGUCCGCGUACACUCCGCGCCCGUCCGACUACGACGACUCUAAUGCUAUAAACGAUAUUUCAUUUCACGCCGACGAAGGAUCCGACAGCGACGUCGAGGGAAACUCGACCGCGGUCUCGGCGCCUCACAACUUGAGGCCGGUCAUCGUGAAGCACAGGUUCGUCACGCUCAGCUGGGAGGAGCCCGAGCACAAGUCGGAGGACAUCACCGGCUACGCCGUCUUCUAUAAAGUCAAGGGAAGCGAGCGCGAGCGCGUGUCCCGGGGUGGACCGUCCCGGCACGAGGCCAACGUCGGGUCGCUGCAGCCGAACACCACGUACGUCAUCACGGCGCGCGCCUACACGUCCGGCGCCGCCUCGCCACCCACGCCCGCCGUGGAGGUGACCACCCCGGCGGAGGAGGUAUCGUUCGGUCCGCCCGAGGACGUGCGAGCGGAGGCGGCGGGGCCCCAUUCGGCCCGCGUCUCCUGGGCGCCGCCGCCCGCGCCCACGCGGCCCGCCAAGUACGCCGUCUACUUCACCGAGGUGGAGAGCGGGCGCGAGCAGAGCGUGUGGUGCGCCGCGUCGCCGUGCCCGCUGGAGGGCCUGCGAGCGGCGACCCAGUACCGCGUGCGCGUGAGCGCUGUCGGAGGCGCCGCGUCGGCCGAGCGCACGCUGCGCACGUGGGCCGCUCCGCCCGCAGCCCCUCCCGCCAACGUCACCGCCCUGCCCGCCACGCACACGUCGAUCCAAGUGAGGUGGGAGGCUCCGCCCGCGCGCACGCACGGGGGUCCCCUCACCGGCUACAAGAUCCGCUUUCGCCUGGCCGGGGGCGGAGGGGCAGCGGGCGGCGGCGCCGCGGGGGGCAGGCGCCGAGCCGACUCGCUCACGACGCCGGCCGACGCCCGUCGAGCGGACCUCGCCGACCUGGAACCCGGCGCCACUUAUCAGAUUCGAAUGUGCGCAAUAAACGCGAACGGGUCCGGACCCUUCAGCGACUGGGUGUCGGCGGCGACGGCCGGCGCCGAGCGGGCCGACACGGCGGUGCCCGACUUGCCACCCUCGCUGACCGCGCGCGCGGGCCGAGAUUGGAUAUCGGUGUGGUGGGGCGGCGCCGGGGGAGGCGGGGCGAAGGGCUGGUGGUUGGGCUGGGGGUUGGGCGUGCCGGACGAGCGCUCGCGGGAACUGCCCAUUCACCGCACGUCGUACGUCAUACGCGGCCUCGAGGCGAAUUCCGAAUACGUGAUAUCGUUGCGAGCCAGCAACGCGCUGGGUCUCGGACCGGCCGUCUACGCAACCGUGCGGACGCGGAGCGCUCGACCCGACGACGACUCGGACGGCCCGGACGAACCGGACGAGCCGGACGACCCCGACGAUCCCGACGACCCGGACGAGGCCGACGACACUCCGCCGCUCAUUCCGCCCGUCGGACUCAAGGUGAUCAUGCUGAGCGGAACCACGGCGGUGGUGUACUGGACGGACCCGACGCUGCCGAAAGGACAGCCGGCGACAGACGGCCGGCGCUACGUGGUGCGCUGGGCCAGCGCGGGCGGAGGCCGGCCCCGGACCUACAACGUCACCGACCUCAACUGCAUGCUGGACGACCUGCGGCCCUUCACCACCUACGAGUUCGCCGUCAAGCUCAUCAAGGGAGGGCGUGAGUCGGCGUGGUCCAUGCUGGCGAGCAACACGACGCUGGAGGCGGCGCCAGGAGGGGCUCCGCGGGACCUGCGAGUGGCUCCCGCCGCGCCCGCCUCCCGCGCGGCCGACCUGGUCUGGGCUUCACCCGCCCGACCCAACGGCCGAAUCACCGGCUACGUCAUCAUGUACGCGCCCCAGAGGGGCCCGGAGAGCGGCGCCGCCGAGGAGUGGACCGCCGUGGCGGCGGCCGGCGAGCGUGCCAGGGCCCGCGUCGACCGUCUGCGCCCCCGCACCACCUACGCAUUCAAGAUACAGGCGCGCAACGGCAAGGGACUCGGCCCCUUCAGCCCCGUCGUCGUCUACACGACCGGCCCCGAGACGGGCGAGGGAGCCGGCCUGGCUUCGGCGACGUCGGCGUGGCUCUGGGCGAGCGCGGGAGGCGCGUGCGCCGUGUUGGCGCUGGCCGCCGCCCUGGCGCUGUCGCUGUGCUGCCGCCGACCGCACCCACCGCUGUCUCCCGACACCAGCACCUACCAGAAAGCUUCGGCGUCCGCGGGCAUCAAGCCGCCCGACCUGUGGAUCCAUCACGACCAGAUGGAACUGAAGCACAUCGACAAGAGCCUCCACAGCUCCGCCAGUAAGAUCUCGGCGGGCAGCGUGGACGGCGGCGGCGGCGUCGGCACGCUGGGCCGCGCUCCCCCCGUCGAGUACGAGCCCGCUCGCCACGCUCCCGCGCCCGCCUCGCUGGACCGCCGCUACGUGCCCACCUACGUCGAGUCGUCGUCGUCGUGCGCGGGCAGCGCCGACACGUGUCCGCUGGCGACGAGCUCGCCGUGCGCGCGCUGCGACCUCCCCCUCCCGGACUAUUCGCUCCGCGACUAUUCGCCACACACCUAUUUAGCCAUGACCGGCGUGGGCGUCGGCGUGGGCGUGGGCUGCAGCUCCACCUGCGAGCGUCGGAGACACGUCCCCGAUCAGAGUACACCGCUGCUGGCGGGAGUGGCCCCGCUGGGCUCCACGCAGUCUUCUCUGGGCUCGCUGCACGCGCAUGCCGUCCCGCCCUGCGCGUCGAGCGGCUGCCCGCUGGGCGCGGCCGUGGGCGGAGACGUGUACGCGAGCGCGAUGACGGCGCGCGAGAGAGGCCACUACGUCGCCUACGAGCCGCUCGGACAGUACACGCACCGGGACUCGUUGAGCGGCGAGGCGGCGCCGGGCGGGGCCACGUCGUGCGCCGGGUCACUGCGACGCGGAGGCUGCGGGGGGCCGCUGCACAGCUUCACUCUGGCCGACAACGCCUCCGACCGCUCCACGCCCUCGCACUCCAAGGCGGGCAGCGUGAGAGAGACGUCGCCGUACAAGAAGAGCGCGAGCUCGUCGCCGGGCCGGCUGCAGCCGGGCGGGGUCGGCGGCGAGCUGGAGGGGUUGACGUCGUCGCGCUCCACGGAGCGGCUCCACCGGGACAUGCAGAACCUCGAGGGCCUCAUGAAGGACCUCUCCGCCAUCACGCAGCAGCAGUUCCAUUGCUAACGGCCAACGACCGUCUGUAUCAUAUGAGUUGUAUAGUACUGUGGACAUUGUUUUGAUUACCGAGACGAUUGACUCCCGCCUAAUGGUUUUGUAAAAAUCCUUGGUAUUCGUCAGCUCAAUUCCGACAACCGAAAUGGAGCUCGACGUAGACAGUGAAACGCACGGACCCACUUGUAUAUAUAUUUGUACUUAAUCAGUCCGGCCCAGCCGCUAGGUUCGUUCACAGUUAAAGUCGGGCGUACAUCGACGUCUGUGAGACAGGGGCGCUGGAGCGCGGCUGGCUUUAUUAUGAAUUUUUGUAAAUAUUGCCUGUUUAAUAUUUUUCUAUAAUAAUUCUAGAACAACAUUUGUAUUAUACACAUUCGGCAUUUCGCGUAUAUUUGUCUAUUCUGGAUUUACGCCAUCGUGCCAUAUCUAUCGUCGCCACGUGUCGUUGAAGUCGUCGGCUGGUUUAAUCGAUGACUUUAUUCACGACGGCCGAAUCGGACUUCAGCGCGUCACCGGCCGAUUUUGAAAGACUCGUGCGUCGCUGUAAUUAAAAAUGUAACCUCAAAUAUCGGGCCGAUUCGGUUGUCGUGAAGCCUGGGCCGUUCAAUGUCUGAACUUCGCACAAAACGCCGAGUUGGGCGACAAAAAUGCGCGUUAAAUUCGGAAUACGUCGGCUUAUUAUUUAUUCUUCCGAUUCGUCAGCCAUUAUCUUAAUAGUGAUAAUUUAUUAUAAGUGCAAACAUUAUUGCGUGUACAUAUUUUUUUGAUAACUCGACUUUACAAAAUAUGGUCUCAUUUUACUUUAAAUAAUCGUACUUAGACUGAAUUUUGAAACGGUUUUUAAAUAUAGAUUAAGUUUUAUUUAAUUUAAAUGGAUUGUAUGUAUUAUUUAUUACAACGAAAUUUUAAAUUUUUUACGAAAAAUCGAGAAACGUUUAGACUGAUUUUUUUUAUAAUUGUGUUUCGCGCUUCGCCGCUACGUUAAAAAAGAAGUAGUGAUCUGAAUCGGAUCACUUGAAAUGGAACGAUUUUCGGCUGCGGGGCGCGAUCUGUUCCCACCAACACGAGACUGCUUCUCGACUGUUUUUUCAAAUAAGUUGGAACAUCGUAUAGAUCUUUAAUAAACUUAUUUAUUCAUGAAA
Messenger RNA from Pieris rapae (cabbage white), 5925 nucleotides. RefSeq names its product netrin receptor DCC (gene fra). Gene Ontology annotation, molecular function: protein binding. The record is from RefSeq and is a predicted model, not a curated record. Gene Ontology annotation, biological process: cell-cell adhesion. The coding region runs from base 203 to 4795 and encodes 1530 amino acids. NCBI's taxonomy places the organism in Eukaryota, Metazoa, Arthropoda, Insecta, Lepidoptera, Pieridae. Gene Ontology annotation, cellular component: membrane. The transcript is spliced from 30 exons.